UGGUGCCAGAACUCUCACUUCUCCACUGAGAGAAAAUGUCCAUCCAAGUUGAACAUCCUGCUGGUGGUUACAAGAAACUGUUCGAAACUGUGGAAGAACUGUCCUCGCCACUCACAGCUCAUGUUACAGGCAGAAUCCCCCUCUGGCUCACUGGCAGUCUCCUUCGAUGUGGGCCAGGACUCUUUGAAGUUGGAUCUGAACCAUUUUACCACCUGUUUGAUGGGCAAGCCCUCCUGCACAAGUUUGACUUUAAAGAAGGACACGUCACAUAUCAUAGAAGGUUCAUCCGCACUGAUGCUUAUGUCCGGGCAAUGACUGAGAAAAGGAUCGUCAUAACGGAAUUUGGCACCUGUGCUUUCCCAGAUCCCUGCAAGAAUAUAUUUUCCAGGUUUUUUUCUUACUUCCGAGGAGUAGAGGUCACUGACAAUGCCCUUGUUAACAUCUACCCAGUAGGGGAAGAUUACUAUGCCUGCACAGAGACCAACUUCAUUACAAAGAUUAAUCCCGAGACCUUGGAGACAAUUAAGCAGGUUGACCUUUGCAACUAUGUCUCUGUCAAUGGAGCCACUGCUCACCCCCAUAUUGAAAGUGAUGGAACUGUUUACAACAUUGGUAAUUGCUUUGGGAAAAAUUUUUCAAUUGCCUACAAUAUUGUAAAGAUCCCUCCACUACAAGCAGACAAGGAAGAUCCAAUAAGCAAGUCAGAGGUCGUUGUACAAUUCCCCUGCAGUGACCGAUUCAAGCCAUCUUACGUCCAUAGUUUUGGUUUGACUCCCAACUAUAUUGUUUUUGUGGAGACGCCAGUCAAAAUUAACCUGUUCAAGUUCCUUUCUUCAUGGAGUCUUUGGGGAGCCAACUACAUGGAUUGUUUUGAGUCCAAUGAAACCAUGGGGGUUUGGCUUCAUAUCGCUGACAAAAAAAGAAGAAAGUAUCUCAAUAAUAAAUAUAGGACCUCUUCUUUUAAUCUCUUCCAUCACAUCAAUACUUAUGAAGACAAUGAGUUUCUGAUUGUGGAUCUCUGUUGCUGGAAAGGAUUUGAAUUUGUUUAUAAUUACUUAUAUUUAGCCAAUUUACGUGAGAACUGGGAAGAGGUGAAAAAAAAUGCCAGAAAGGCUCCCCAGCCUGAAGUUAGGAGAUACGUGCUUCCUCUGAAUAUUGACAAGGCCGACACAGGCAAGAACUUAGUCACACUCCCCAACACAACUGCCACUGCAAUUCUGUGCAGUGACGAAACCAUCUGGCUGGAACCUGAGGUUCUCUUUUCAGGGCCUCGCCAAGCAUUUGAGUUUCCUCAAAUCAAUUAUCAGAAGUAUGGUGGGAAACCUUACACGUACGCAUAUGGACUUGGUUUGAAUCACUUUGUUCCAGACAGGCUCUGUAAGCUGAAUGUUAAAACUAAAGAAACGUGGGUAUGGCAAGAGCCUGAUUCAUAUCCAUCAGAACCUAUCUUUGUUUCUCACCCAGAUGCCUUGGAGGAAGAUGAUGGUGUAGUUCUGAGUGUGGUGGUGAGCCCUGGGGCAGGACAAAAGCCUGCUUAUCUUCUGAUUCUGAAUGCCAAGGACUUGAGUGAAGUUGCCAGGGCUGAAGUGGAGAUUAACAUCCCUGUUACCUUUCAUGGACUGUUCAAAAAAUCCUGAGCACAUUCUAGCGCAUAAUAUUGCUAUUGACAAAACCAAGAAAAACAGUCAGGUCUGCAGUCAAAUUCUGUUCAAUUUUAAUCUGCUGUAUUACAUCGUUUUAACUUGCAGAUGCACACAAUUUUGCAAUAUUUUACAGAAAGCACAGAGUUGAGCAAGCAAUUCUUUAAAAAAAAAAAAGCAGCAUAUAUUUAGAUAAUCAUACUUUCUCUGUGAGACAGGCAGACCAUAACUAAAAACUCUUUAUAUAUUUAGCAAUCAAAUAGAAAAUGAAUGUGGAUUUAUUAAGCCUUUUUUUCCCUAUUGUUAAGGUAUAUUUUAGGUACCCAUCUUCUCCAAUUAUUUUUUAACAUUUAAAAGCCAAAGUUCUCUACACCUGAUUUGUAUGUGGCUUCACUGAGGCAAGGCAGUACCAUGCAAAAAGGCUUAAUUACUAAACGUCAGACCAAACUUUUUCACAAACCAGGGACCAUCAUCUAAGAGUAAUCCUAGUAAUAAGUGUGCGCAUAUAUAUAUUAACUGUUCCGAGAUCCUUAAGCUUUAUGAACUUUAGCAUUUCCAUUUAAUAUAGGCAAUUAUUGAUUAUUUCUGACUUUAUAAUAAGAAAGCCUAUCUCUAAUUGACUGACAACUCUAACCAAAUAAUAUAGCAGAGACUAAGUCAUCUAUUAAAAGCUUACAUAACAUCAAAGCAAUUACAUAUAGUAGUGACUAUAA
Molecule: messenger RNA, 2353 nt
Organism: Ailuropoda melanoleuca (giant panda)
Lineage: Eukaryota; Metazoa; Chordata; Mammalia; Carnivora; Ursidae
Gene: RPE65
Product: retinoid isomerohydrolase RPE65
Exons: 14
Coding region: 36-1637 (533 amino acids)
Biological process (GO): retinal metabolic process; zeaxanthin biosynthetic process
Molecular function (GO): all-trans-retinyl-ester hydrolase, 11-cis retinol forming activity; beta-carotene 15,15'-dioxygenase activity; retinol isomerase activity
Source: RefSeq, a predicted model, not a curated record